AUGGAAGAAGAGGAACUGGAGAAAGUAAACCACCGCUACGCUGCAUCACCUGUUUCUAUCCUCCCUAUGCAGUUGCAAGGUGCAACAUCAGUUCUGGAUCAAGAACUCAUCAAAUGCACUGAGUACAUGUAUCCAAUGGUUCUGUGCCACCUCGGUCUCUCCGUCACCCACGCAGCUCGUAAGAAUUCAAUACUCGAGUUCAGAAUAAUAGAUUUUACCAUCCCCACAGAUCUGGCGGUUCAUCUGUCUCCGGCCUUUCACGGUGGUUCAAAUGAACCAUCUAUUCGGAUUAUAAAAGGACCAUGGAAAAUGAUGCCUGUCAUCAUCAUGGCCAUUGUGGUACAGGUAUUCACCCUCAUAUCCAUCCUAGCUCCCAACUCUCUCGAGAUCGGUUCAGCAUCCCCAAUAAAUGACAUCAUAAAUGUACCUACAAUCUUCUUCGACAGAUCCCAACAGGAUACGGGUUGGACAUCUGAGUUUGGCGGAAUCCAAGAUUGCACUGGGAACCUAUCUUCAGCGUGGGAGCGAAUUCUCGGAUGCUCAUUCCAGUUCGACGAACUGGUCACGUGGAAAGUACCUGAUGGGUGUCAGAGUGGGUGUAAUUAUACUAUUGAGUACCCCGGACCUGUUCUGACAUCAGCAAAGACGAGAGUCUUGGCACUGGGAAUGAUGCCGAUUCUUCGCACUCCACACAGCCCACUGCUCAGCUCAGCAGUCCUUCAUGGACAUUAUCUGAUGAGGUUUACACAGCCAAUUAUUACCUCAAUUAUAGUGGAGCUGCAAUAG
Molecule: messenger RNA, 786 nt
Organism: Guyanagaster necrorhizus
Lineage: Eukaryota; Fungi; Basidiomycota; Agaricomycetes; Agaricales; Physalacriaceae
Exons: 3
Coding region: 1-786 (261 amino acids)
Source: RefSeq, a predicted model, not a curated record